UUGUCUUGGUCAUCAAAGUCCAUCAGAAGUGUUUCGAGUCAAGUGUUGCUUAGUCAUGCAGUGUCCGUUCCUAAGUCGUUUUAAUGCAAAUUAUUUGCGCACGUAUACUGAAGUCCUGUAUCAAUCAUACGGAAGCUACUGCCCAGUAAUUGGGAAGACCAUUAAUAAUGCGACUGCUGCUAAUGCUAUUGUUACUGAGAAAAAACUUUCUCUAGUAACGUCAAUGCCGUUUUCAUCAACCGCAGCAAGGUCGUACUCUGACCGAUAUGCAGCUGACGUGAGAAGCAACAACGACUACACAAACAACAAGAAUGUUGCGCUGAAUGAUGUAAUGGGUGAUGGUGACCCUAAGUCUAAGAGUGCUUUUCAUUACGAAAAAUUUUUCAAUGAGCAAAUCAUGAAAAAGAAACGCGAUCAUUCAUAUCGUGUAUUUAAACGGGUUAACCGUUUGGCUGGAGAUGGCUUGUUUCCCCAUGCAUUGGAAUAUUCCAGUCAAAGUGAGCGCCCCAUAACCGUUUGGUGUUCCAACGAUUACUUAGGAAUGUCCGCUCAUCCGAGUGUGAAACGCGCUGUCCAGGAUGCUCUCAACAUGCAUGGAUCAGGUGCAGGCGGUACUCGCAACAUAUCGGGUAAUUCAUUGCAUCACGAGCGACUCGAACGUAAGCUAGCGGAGUUGCAUCAAAAAGAUGGUGCUCUCUUGUUCACUUCAUGCUUCGUGGCGAAUGAUUCAACUCUUUUUACGCUGGCAAAACUAUUGCCCAACUGCCAUAUAUUCUCUGAUGCUGGAAACCAUGCGUCCAUGAUCAUGGGCAUAAGGAAUAGUGGUGUGCCAAAGCAUAUCUUUCGGCAUAACGAUGUCGACCACCUGCGACAAUUACUGCAGCAAGUGGACAAGUCGAUACCUAAAAUUGUUGCAUUCGAAACGGUGCAUUCCAUGACAGGAGCAAUCUGCCCGCUGGAAGAGAUACUAGAUGUGGCCCAUGAGCACGGUGCAAUUACAUUCAUAGAUGAAGUUCAUGCAGUUGGUCUGUAUGGAGAUCAUGGCGCUGGAGUUGGGGAACUUAAUGGUGUUUUGGCUAAAAUGGAUAUAAUUUCGGGAACGCUAGGAAAAGCCUUUGGCAAUAUUGGCGGCUAUAUUGCUGGCACUUCUUCUUUGAUAGAUCUGAUCCGAUCCUAUGCAGCGGGUUUUAUUUUUACUACAUCAUUGCCACCAACUGUGCUGUGUGGUGCACUGAAAGCUGUCAACAUACUGGCCUCUGAUGAGGGUCGUCAGCUAAGGGAUAUGCAUCAGCGGAAUGUUUCCUACUUGAAAAAUUUACUUAAAAGAGAAGGAUUUCCUGUUGAAGAUACUCCAAGUCAUAUAAUUCCAAUUAAAAUUGGUGACCCACUUAAAUGCACGCAAAUAUCUAAUAUGUUAAUGGAACAAUUCGGACAUUAUUUACAAUCCAUUAAUUAUCCAACUGUCGCACGCGGUCAGGAAAAACUUCGAUUAGCACCCACUCCAUUUCACACUACAGAAAUGAUGAAUGUCCUGGUUACCGACUUAAAAAAGGUAUGGGAUGUGCUGGAGCUGUCGAAAAACGUGCCUCUGAAUCCCAGUGGUUGCAUGUUUUGCAACUCUGAGAGCUGUUGGCAUCAGGAGAAUUGCCCAGACCUUGAGUGCGGCAUUCCUAAUUGUCCUCGCUUAGAGGUAUCGGUCGCAGCUUAAUUUGCUUUCCAUUUACAUAAAUAUCAAUAUACCUUGAUUGAAAUGGUUUAAUGUGAAUUGUUACAAAUAAAUAUUGGUAUUGGGACCCAA
Drosophila busckii is the source of this 1798-nucleotide messenger RNA. RefSeq names its product 5-aminolevulinate synthase, nonspecific, mitochondrial (gene Alas). The transcript is spliced from 2 exons. Gene Ontology annotation, biological process: heme biosynthetic process; erythrocyte development; hemoglobin biosynthetic process. Gene Ontology annotation, molecular function: pyridoxal phosphate binding; 5-aminolevulinate synthase activity. Lineage: Eukaryota; Metazoa; Arthropoda; Insecta; Diptera; Drosophilidae. The record is from RefSeq and is a predicted model, not a curated record. Gene Ontology annotation, cellular component: mitochondrion. The coding region runs from base 56 to 1708 and encodes 550 amino acids.